UUGGACUGAUCAUUCACUGUCAAAUCAUAUUUCUUUCGUUACAAUCAAAGUUCGCUCAAUUUUAAAACCAUGGACGACAAAGUUGAGGUCGUCAUCUCUGGAGCAGCUGGCAUGUUCCCAGAAUGUAAAAACAUUCCCGAACUUGAAGAGGCGUUAUUCAGCAAAUUACAUCUCAUCACGGACGACAAACGCAAAUGGAAACACGACUAUCCGUUCUCCACUCACUGUGGAAAGGCGUUCUCUCACGAAUUUUUUGACCCGAUGUUUUUCAAUUUGCCUUUCACGCUGCCAUUGGCUAUGGAUACCUUGACCAAGCGAUGUCUGGAGGCGAGCAUUGAAGCCAUCAUAGAUGCCGGUGUAAACCCAAAAUUUUUGAAGGGAUCACAAACGGCGGUUUACGCAACCUACGACUUAAGUGAAACGGAACUUACUAUGGGAACCACUGCGGCCACGCGAGAUUUGAACGUCCUCAUGGGCAGCGGACGAACUUUUUCUGCCGGUAGGCUUUCGUACGCUCUUGAUCUUCAUGGACCCAGUUACACUCUCCAAGGUGGCAAUGGAUCACUUUACCAUCUAAUCGGUCAUGCCAAGAAGCAGAUGGAACAGGGAAGGAUUCCUGCAGCAGUCGUCGUCUGUGCAAACUUCAUUAUGACAGCCAGAGCUCUGUGCAACUUAGACGAAAUGGGUUUUGCAGCCAUGGACGGAAAAUGCAGAUCGUUUGACGAAAAAGCUCAAGGAUACGCAAUAAGUGAUUGCUGCGUUGCGUUAUUCUUGCAGAGAGCGUCUGAUGCGCGAAGAAAUUGGGCUACCGUCAUAGGCUCCGAACACGCAUUUUUCGGGGACAAACCAGGAAGUUUAUUAUCCCUUGAUAUUCAACUUCCCAAAACCAUGUUACAGAAACUUUACUCAGAAUGGAACAUAGACCCCACAGACGUUGGUUACAUUGAAGCAGAUGGCUCUGGGAUUCGGGAGCAAGACGCACAAGAGGCUGACAUUAUAUCGGGUGUGUUCUGCCAAAAUCGAAAGAACCCAUUGCCAAUCGGUUCGUUGAAAUCUAAUAUGGGCCAUCCUCAAUCUGCUGCCUGUGGGGCUGGGAUAGUCAAAGCCUUGAUAGCUCUCAAUAGAUCCAGGAUUCCACCCAACAUCAACCUGACCUCUCCCAUUCCUGAAGUUACGUCAGGAGGUAUUCAGGUUGUGACGGAUGCAACGGCGCUCAACAGUAAGCUUGUGGCUGUGAAUGCAAUUGGAACGGCUGGACAUUUUGGUCACAUUCUCUUAAAACAGAAUUCCAAAGCGUCAUCCACAAUGAUAAUUGACGAAAAAUUACCUCAAAUCUUGCUGUUGUCUUCACGCACUGAGGCAGGGAUAGAGCAGAUUUUGCACCAGACAGAGGUUACAAAAAUUACUCCAGAAUUUGCGGGGCUUCUCAACGGAGUAUUUUGGCGUGAGGUGAAGAAUCAUAUGCACAGAGGAUACACUAUCGUUUCAGCGAAAGGCAUCAACGCUCCCAGAAAAGUCAAGAGACUGGAGGAUCGUAACAGACCUGUCUGGUGGGUGUUCUCUGGAAUGGGUUCUCAAUGGAACGGCAUGGGCACUCAACUCCUUCGAAUUCCGAUUUUCCGUGAUGUAAUUGGCCGGUGCGACAAAAUCCUUCGUCCACGAGGUUUAGACAUUAAGCAUAUUUUGACGACAGACGAUGAGAGCGUUUUUGACAAUAUUCUCCAUUCGUUCGUUGGUAUCACCGCUGUUCAGCUCGGACUGAUUGAAAUACUGCGAGCUCUUGAAUUGGAACCUCAUGGCAUGGUGGGCCAUUCAUUAGGCGAGUUGGGCUGCGCUUAUGCUGACGGUUGUUUAACACUGGAGCAGACUAUUUUGGCCUCCUACGCGCGUGGUAGAGCUUCAAUCGAGACUGAUUUGAUCAAAGGAAUGAUGUCCGCAGUAGGUAUGUCCGGCAACAAUAUCUCUACCUUACUCCCACCAAGUAUUGAUGUGGCAUGCCAAAACUCUGCCUCGAGUUGUACGAUUUCUGGACCUGCGGCAGACGUGGAAAACUUUGUCACCGAGCUAAAAUCUAAGGGAAUUUUUGCAAAAAGUGUCAAUGUCGGGAACAUCGCUUAUCAUUCUAGAUACAUCCAACCAGCUUCACAAUUAUUAUUAAAAUACUUGAAAGAGAUCAUUCCACAAAAUACACGAAGAUCCAACAAAUGGGUCAGCACUUCUGUUCCAGAGGAAGACUGGGACUCCGACCUGGCCAGGUUUAAUUCCCCCGAAUAUCACACCAACAAUCUACUUCGUCCUGUCCUCUUCGAGGGUAUCAUCAAGCACAUCCCUUCAAAUGCAGUGCUCAUAGAAAUCGCGCCUCACGGAUUGCUCCAAGCCGUGCUCAAGCGAGCAGUUCCGGAAAAUACUACAAAUGUCUCUCUUACACAUAGGUCCAGUCCAAAUGGCGUGCAGUUCUUGUUAGAGGCUAUCGGAGAGUGA
Messenger RNA from Bemisia tabaci, 2481 nucleotides. The record is from RefSeq and is a predicted model, not a curated record. NCBI's taxonomy places the organism in Eukaryota, Metazoa, Arthropoda, Insecta, Hemiptera, Aleyrodidae.